Molecule: messenger RNA, 1350 nt
Organism: Aspergillus viridinutans
Lineage: Eukaryota; Fungi; Ascomycota; Eurotiomycetes; Eurotiales; Aspergillaceae
Product: adenosylhomocysteinase
Exons: 6
Coding region: 1-1350 (449 amino acids)
Biological process (GO): L-methionine cycle
Cellular component (GO): cytosol
Molecular function (GO): adenosylhomocysteinase activity
Source: RefSeq, a predicted model, not a curated record
AUGGCUGCCCCCGCUCAGAGGUCCAAGGUCGCCGACAUCUCUCUGGCUGCCUUUGGCCGCCGCGAGAUUGAGCUCGCCGAGAUUGAGAUGCCUGGUCUCAUGGCUAUCCGCCGCCGGUACGCCGAGGACCAGCCCCUGAAGGGUGCCCGCAUUGCCGGUUGCCUUCACAUGACCAUCCAGACCGCUGUCCUCAUCGAGACCCUCACCGCCCUUGGUGCUGAGGUCACCUGGACCAGCUGCAACAUCUUCUCCACUCAGGACCACGCUGCUGCCGCCAUUGCUGCCUCCGGCGUCCCUGUCUUCGCCUGGAAGGGUGAGACCGAGGAGGAGUACCAGUGGUGCUUGGAGCAGCAGCUUAACGCUUUCAAGGAUGGCCAGAAGCUCAACCUCAUCCUCGACGAUGGUGGUGACCUGACCGCUCUCGUCCACAGCAAGUACCCUGAGAUGCUCAAGGGCUGCUACGGUGUCUCCGAGGAGACCACCACCGGUGUCCACCACCUUUACAGAAUGCUCAAGGAGGGCAAGCUCCUUGUUCCUGCGAUCAACGUCAACGACUCGGUCACCAAGUCCAAGUUCGACAACCUGUACGGUUGCCGUGAGUCUCUCAUCGAUGGUAUCAAGCGUGCCACCGAUGUCAUGAUUGCCGGCAAGGUCGCCGUUGUUGCCGGUUACGGUGAUGUCGGCAAGGGCUGUGCCGAUGCUCUCCGCAGCAUGGGUGCCCGUAUCCUCGUUACCGAGAUUGACCCCAUCAACGCCCUUCAGGCCGCUGUCCAGGGCUACCAGGUUGUCACCAUGGAGGAGGCUGCUCCCCAGGGUCAGAUCUUCGUCACCACCACCGGUUGCCGUGACAUUCUCGUUGGCAAGCACUUUGAGGUUAUGCGCAACGACGCCAUUGUUUGCAACAUUGGUCACUUCGACAUUGAGAUUGACGUUGCCUGGCUCAAGGCCAACUCCAAGUCCGUCCAGAACAUCAAGCCCCAGGUUGACCGCUACCUGAUGCCCAACGGCCGCCACAUCAUCCUCCUUGCCGAGGGCCGUCUGGUCAACCUUGGCUGUGCCACCGGCCACUCUUCCUUCGUCAUGUCCUGCUCCUUCUCCAACCAGGUCCUUGCCCAGAUUGCUCUGUUCAAGGCCGAGGACCAGGCGUUUGGCAAGAAGUACAUCGAGUUCGGCAACACCGGCAAGAAGCCCGUCGGUGUCUACGUUCUUCCCAAGAUCCUGGACGAGCAGGUUGCUCUGCUCCACCUGGAGCACGUCAACGCCAAGCUGUCCAAACUCACUCCCGUUCAGGCCGAGUACCUUGGUCUGGAUAUUGCCGGUCCUUUCAAGAGCGAGAUCUACCGCUACUAA